Molecule: messenger RNA, 1253 nt
Organism: Macadamia integrifolia
Lineage: Eukaryota; Viridiplantae; Streptophyta; Magnoliopsida; Proteales; Proteaceae
Exons: 2
Coding region: 105-974 (289 amino acids)
Source: RefSeq, a predicted model, not a curated record
AGCCGGAUUUUAAUAUCCAUGAUAACUCUCCUAUUUCUAAGCUUGUCUGGAUUCGAUUUCCUGGGCUCCCCUUCGAAUAUUGGCACGAGCGGAUCCUCCUUUCCAUGGCAAAAGCCGUGGGGCGCCCCCUGGACAUUGAUAAAAGAACACGAAAUGCAUCCAUAGGGAACUUUGCUCGUGUCCUCGUGGAGAUGGAUACUUCAGUGCAGAGGUUGGAAGAAAUCCAGGUUGAACGGCGACAACCUGGAACAGGUGAUCUUUUUUGGUUCAAACAAAAAAUCAUAUAUGAAGACGUUUUGGGAAAGUGUGGUUUUUGUAAAAAACUUGGUCAUACCAUCCAAAACUGUAAAGAGAAACGCAUCGCCGAUGCCGCACGCAAAGACAAGGAUGAUGCUUGUGGUGUUGUUGGGGCCGUUUGGGUGGAGAAGUCGUCUUUGGGGGCGGCUGGUAUGGAGAUUUCCGGCAGAAAUGGUGGUGAGCCCUCAAUAGGAAAGAAUUCAAAUUCAAAAUUGCCAACCAUCUCACAUAAUUGUGAUCCAGCUUUGUAUGGAAACUUGGAUAUGCAAGAGGGGAUUCUAGCUAUUGAGUUACCUAUUUUUGAAGGAUCUUCCUCAGCCAAUUUGAGGAAUAAUCCAAUUGCAGAUCGAUUGGAUGACCCAUGCAACAGAGAUGGUUCGGUUCCUUUACACGGGUCAAACAAACCCAAUAUGGUGAACCAAACCACUGAGACUAACUCAAUUCCAGAACAUGGCAUUCUGGUUUCUCCAGGUUGUGCGGCUAAUCCAGUUCUGAUUACUGGCUCUUGUCAACUCUCUGUCCACAGUGAUCAUGUGAUAAAUUCCAUUACUUCAAGUGCUAUGGAUAAUGGUCAUCUCACCCUCCACUACCCGGAAGUUGGCGCCAUUGAUGCUGCUGCCCUCCAGAAGGAACAAUGCCACGGCAUGGAAACAGUUUCAAGAAAAAAAGAGGGAUGAAGAAGGCUGCUGGUCGUGCAACUCUCAGCAAUAUUCUCCUAGACAAGCACCCUGAUGUGGUUUGUCUAGCUGAACCAAUGGUGGAGGUAUCUGCUUUCCCUUCUUUAUUUUUUAAUAAACUGGGAUAUGAUGCAUGCUUUAUUCAUAAUAUUCGCACUGAUAAAAACCCAAACCUAUGGGUCAUUUGGAAGAGGUCUCUCACCAAACCAACUAUUAUUUCCAUGUCUGACCAGUUUAUUUCACUGUGUAUAAAUUGGAGAAACAAUUCUAUUUACAUAA